Molecule: messenger RNA, 954 nt
Organism: Fusarium venenatum
Lineage: Eukaryota; Fungi; Ascomycota; Sordariomycetes; Hypocreales; Nectriaceae
Product: GLEYA domain-containing protein
Source: RefSeq, a predicted model, not a curated record
AUGAAGUCUAACGCUGUUAUUGCCGUUCUUUUCUCACUCAGUGGUUCUGGGGUUUUUGCUGGCCCUUGCAAACCUGUAACUUCACAGGCCACUCAGGUUACGUCUGCAACCACGGAGGAGUCCACUUUCAUUGACUUGACUACCACUAUCACGGCAUCUGAGACCACCGCCGAAUCCCUCAUUCCCUCUACCACCGAUGUGGGCUCGGAGACCACCGUGGAUUCUACUGUCGAGUUAACCACGACCACUGCGAUUGCCGAAACCACGUCCAAGGAUACAGAUGCAACCACUACAACCUCUGAGCCGUCAACGACUACAACAAGCCCCCUUCAAUGCCCUACUCCAGACACUUGCAACAAUCUAGGCUUCGACUGGGCCUACUUUAGCAACCCUGCUCAGAACACCGAUACCACAUACUCCAACUUUGUUCCUCAGUCCUUCAAGCAAGACAAUCCUAUUUCGGUCGGCACCACCAGUAGGAUCGGUGGACUAUACCAAAGUGGGAAUGGCGCCGCAGGGCCUAUCUACGGUACAAGCAACAGCUUUCCCUUGGACUACUUCGCUUUGAACCACCAUGGCUACCUCUAUUCCUGCGAGGCUGGCACUUACAAGUUUGACAUCCCGUAUGCUAACGACGCUGUGUAUCUCUGGCUUGGUGCAAAGGCGUAUGCUGGAUGGACAUCGAGCAAUGCUGAUGCCAAGGCUCUCUACAACCAGCCUGACCAUAUUCCUGGUAGUGCUUCUUUCGAAGUUACUUUGCCCGCCAGUGUAUACAUUCCUAUUCGGUUGGUGUAUGGACAAGCACAAUAUGGUGGUGGUUUCACGUUCAAGGUCACUGCCCCUAGUGGACAGGUCCUUGUUGAUGAUGAUGUUGAUGCUAGUCCAUAUGUUGUACGAUAUUCCUGCGAUGGAGUCUCUGCACCUCAGUACCCACCGUUUGGUCAGGAGAUUUGA